AGAACCAAUUGAUCAGAUGAAUGACAAUGCUCUUCCAAUAUCUCACGACUCUCAAAUGAGCCAUAAAGGCAAUUAUAAUUCAGAGAAUGCUGAUAUUGCCUUGACUGAAAAAGCAAAUGCAAUUCCUUUACAAUUGUUUAAGAAGAGACUAAAAACUAGUGCAGCAGAAGACACACAAGGUGUUAUCGUAGAUCCUGAUAAAGCUAAUAAGGGCUUAGGUGCCAACUGGGAUAAGAAUAUUAUUUCGAAAAAUCUUUUAGAAGGUUCAACUGAAUCCAAGACUGACUUAAAGCCAGCAAUAGCAGCAGUGGCUGGUACUAUUUCAGGUGUAACUAUGUCAAAGAGGCCAAAACCACCACACAAACCUAAAUCUGGUAAAUUGAAAUCUGGAUCAUAUCGUCCUCAUGUUAUUUCUCAUGCAAAGAAGAGUAAAGGUCAUGACAAAAUGGAAAAAAUUAAGUCAGCAGGUAGCGAUAAAAAAAGAUCCCUGGUUAUUGAUAAAAGCAAGCAGCACUUGAAAACAUUGUCGUCAAAAGCCACAAAGAGAAGGCUUAAAAAAGAUGCUCUGACUCUGUCAAAAACCUUCAAAGAUGAUUCGCAAAAAGUGCUGGAUGAGAAUAAAUACACAUUACUGCCAGAUGGAACAAAAAUAUAUGACAAAAAUAUAUCAGUGUUUGGAAGUCAGCAAUCAGUACAAGCUAGUGCAAAAUCUGUUGAUGAAAUCAUUGCUUCACUGCGGGCUGCAAGCCAUACCACCACCCAGUCUGUUUCAGAACAGAAGAUCAAAGGAGUCAUGGUGAAAGUGUUUGGUUACAGUUUCAGCAGUAAAACUGAGGAGGAAGGUUCAAAAUUCCAAACUAUACCAGAAGUGGAGGCUGGUCCAUCCCUCCAAGCCACAAAGCAAAUGUUGCCGCAGGAUACUCAGCAGUCUGUCACAGAAACUGCCCCCUCAAAGAUAGAGAAGGAAGAGACCACAGAAGACUUGGGGAUGGAAACAGGUUUCGUCCCUCUCGAGCCCCUAUUAAAGGUUCCAUCAGUACCUGCAGCUCCUGUGUCGAUGGCAUUCUUUAAACAAGAUAUUUCUAAGGUCACAGAUGAUUUGGAACCUAUUAUGGACAAAGAAGAAAUACAAAGGAUUCUUAAAUUACCUAAAAAGGUUACUUAUUCUGACAUAAUUCAUGUGAAAGGAGUUGGAGUACGAACACAUAAGAGGGUUGAAGAAGACUGGGAAAAGCAACCUGAAAUUGAUAAAUAUCCUCAGGAACAAGCUUCUACUCUGGCCAUAUGGACCCCAAAAGCUCAAGGAUUAAAGACGAUCCACCACCUGUGCACUGCUGUGCCCAGUCAUGUAUUGCCCAUUGAUUUGCAGCUGGCUUCAAGGCUAUACCACACUCCAAACAGAGUAGGACAUGGGAGCAGUAAACUUCCAGCGUCAUUGCUAACAGAGAGCUGUUCAGAGGAUGAUGAGUUUUUUUCUGAGGAACAAAAGGAGAGAGCAAAACUUAUUUACGAAGGAAUUCCUUUAUCAGAAAUAAUUGAGAAAAAUGUAACCGAUGGUAUUAAAUGUGCACCACCAACUUCACCAGAAAAAUUGCUUAAUUGGCAAAGAAUGGCAGAAUAUUAUGUGGAGAAACCAAAGAUAAUACUCUCUGGAAAGCAAGCACACAUCCACAAAGAUGCAACAAAAAUGUUUUGGACACCAGCAUUUCCUAAAUUUGCAGUGCCUCUUUCAAGCAUUCAGGAGCUUCUAUUCCCAAGCAUAAAAUUUCAGAGUCACAUGAAUGUGUGUGAGUAACUGGAGAUCUGGAGGAAGAGAAUGAGGAGGAACUAGAAAGAAAGAAACAGGAAAAUUUAGAGAAACUACUUUUCCUG
Messenger RNA from Callorhinchus milii (elephant shark), 1872 nucleotides. RefSeq lists its product as uncharacterized. Bases 17 to 1795 code for a protein of 592 amino acids. The record is from RefSeq and is a predicted model, not a curated record. The transcript has 8 exons. NCBI's taxonomy places the organism in Eukaryota, Metazoa, Chordata, Chondrichthyes, Chimaeriformes, Callorhinchidae.